Messenger RNA from Syzygium oleosum, 1261 nucleotides. Its product is annotated as bZIP transcription factor 2-like. NCBI's taxonomy places the organism in Eukaryota, Viridiplantae, Streptophyta, Magnoliopsida, Myrtales, Myrtaceae. Gene Ontology annotation, biological process: positive regulation of DNA-templated transcription. The coding region runs from base 567 to 1058 and encodes 163 amino acids. The transcript has a single exon. Gene Ontology annotation, cellular component: nucleus. The record is from RefSeq and is a predicted model, not a curated record. Gene Ontology annotation, molecular function: DNA-binding transcription factor activity; transcription cis-regulatory region binding.
CUUCAGAAAACCUCUUCUCCUUCUCCUUCUCCUUCUCCUCCUCCGCCUUAGCUUCUUCCCCCUGUUCUGGCCUCUCCUUCUUCUUCCUUCUUCCUUCCUUCUUCUUCCUCUGCGCCUUCCUUCCCGUUGCUCUGUUUCUUUGCUUUCUCGCCCUGCUCUCCUCCGUUCCUUGCCCGUGCAGAGAAGCCGAAACUCUGUUCGAGAACCCUGCUCCUCCAUCCCGAUUGUUUUCAUGCUUACCCUAAAGACGCUGCGGUUCUUGAUGCUCCGGGACUCAUGACGUCUCCCGUGCUCAGCGAGAUCCUCCUCUUGGGUUUUAUGGUCAACUCCACCCUCCGCCGCAGGACCCACCUCGUUCAAUCCUUCUCCGUCGUCUUCCUCUACUGGUUCUACGUUUUCUCAUGAACGCGCUCCCUCCGCUCCUCUUCCAACCCUGAACGCUUCGAUAGAACUCGCCUUGUAGUCUUUCCUGCGUGCUUUAUCCUAGUUUCCGGGCUGUAGUUUUUUUUUUUUUGUCCUUUUUUUUUGUUCCUGGUUGCCAGUGUUGUGCUGUUUGUAUUGUGGUCAUGGCUUCUUCCAGCACGGGAGCGUCUUCCGGGUCGUCCUCCUUUGCGCUCCAGAACUCGGGCUCCGAGGGGUGCGUGCAGGAGCAGAACCAGAUCAUGGACCAGCGGAAGCGGAAGCGGAUGAUCUCGAACCGCGAGUCCGCCCGCCGCUCGCGGAUGCGGAAGCAGAAGCACCUGGACGACCUCAUGGCCCAGGUUGGGCAGCUCAGGGGCGAGAACGCCCAGAUCCUGCAGAGCCUGAACGUGACGAGCCAGCUCUACCUGAGCAUCGAGGCCGAGAACUCCGUCCUCAGCGCCCAGGCGGCGGAGCUGAGCAACAGGCUGCAAUCGCUGAACGAGAUCAUCACUUACGUCCAUUCCACGAGCUUGCUCUUCGAGACCGACGACCAAGCGGAGGUGCUCGGUGGCGACGACGGAUUCAUGAACUCGUGGAACGCGUCGGCGUGGAUGAAUCCGCCCGUCAUGGCUCCGGCCGACAUCCUGAUGUACUGAUGCGAAAAUGGGUGUGGUUGACUGAUGGAUGUGCGGCUGGUUGGAGUCAAAGACUCUGUGGUUCGAGGGACGAAGAUCAAGAGAGAUUUUAGCUGCUGGAUGGUUCCAUUUUCUUACCGUUUUUCUUCUUUCUUUUUUCGUCUGUUGGUCGAGAAAAUCUGGCUACUGGGGAUAUAUUAGGCCUGUAAGAUGGAUCAUUAUUA